Messenger RNA from Pygocentrus nattereri (red-bellied piranha), 1058 nucleotides. Its product is annotated as trypsin II-P29-like. Gene Ontology annotation, molecular function: serine-type endopeptidase activity. Gene Ontology annotation, biological process: proteolysis. The coding region runs from base 3 to 815 and encodes 270 amino acids. The transcript has 5 exons. Lineage: Eukaryota; Metazoa; Chordata; Actinopteri; Characiformes; Serrasalmidae. The record is from RefSeq and is a predicted model, not a curated record.
AGAUGUUCACCAUGGACAAGACUGCUUUCCUGAUUCUCUCACUUUGGGCAGCAGGCGUGACCUCCUCUGCUAUCGAGAAGCGUUUGGUAUCCUCCGUUACGUGUCCUGAUGCUGAGCGGCACCAUCACGUGCGGGUGGUUUAUGAGUUUGGCGAUGGGAAGAGCAUGACCUGCGCUGGAACUCUCAUCCACAAGCAGUGGGUCAUCACUGAUUCUCACUGCUACGGCGGACGAAACGGGAAGCUGGUAGUGGAGAUUGGUGGUCAUCCAAAGACGUCCGUGAAAAAACAAAUGAGGGUCAGCGACAUCAGGAUUUAUCCCAAGAGCCCCUCCGACGAGCCCAUCGUAUUGCUGAAACUUCCAGAAGCAGCGAAGGACAUUGAGCCCGCCGUGCUGCCGGCUGGAACCUGCACGGCCCCGGGUGACGGAGAGGAGCUGCAGGUGUCCGGCCGCGGUGCCACCACGGCUGACGGAGGUCAGGGUGUAAAAGAUCUGAUGUGCCUGGAAGUUAAAACCAUCAGCAAGAAUCACUGUACAAACUUGGCUGGCACCAGCUACGAGAAGUUCACCUAUAUCUACUGUGGUGGAGGAGUCGGUGGUGCAGAAAUCAAACCCUGCAAGGGUGAUUCUGGUUCCGGCGCCGUGAAGAAAGAGAUGGUUUCGAAAUCGUCUUACAUUUUUUGGACCACGAAGGAGAAGGCAGAUGUCCUGUAUGGAGUUCUCAUUAGUGGGCAUGAAGAAUGCGAAGAUAAAUUUGUUUUUGUUGACAUUUGUAGCAAAUCAUUAAAGAAGUGGAUAGACAGCAAUGUGGCUUAAACCUUGAAGAGAUGAAGGCUCUCCUACAGCUGCAAAGUCCUAAUAUCUAUACAAAAAACUGUCCUGUAAUCUGAUUUGAUUGAAAAGUUAAUCAUGUUAAAUAAUGGGCUUAAUAACUUCUGUUUACCAAGAAUUGAAGUUCCUGUUUGAUUUGCUGAUUAUCUCUCUUUCAGAGCAUGUCUUACCCACUUUGUCACUCUAAAUGCAAAGAAGUAACCAAUAAAAUACUGAAGUGAUUGUUAA